UCUUGCAACCGGGUAUAGCGGCGGCCGCGACACUUGGCAUGCGGGCGUGUGUCGGAUGAGGGGUCCCACUUAUGUGCUUGUAGGGAAAGAGACGCAAUGGAGUCGAGGGGGUCAUCCCUCCCAACUGUGGCGAGGGAAUGGACGGGUAUCAUGCAGUUCCCGGUGACGACGCAGGCAUCAUUGCACGAGCUCCUUGAAAGGCUACGAAAAGACAAUCGGGACUCGUUGACGAUUUUGGUGCUUGGGAAAAGUGGAGUAGGGAAGAGCUCCACAGUGAACUCCAUUUUUGGGGAGAGGGUUUGUGUUGUUAGCGCUUUCCAGUCAGAGACGAUAAGACCGACGGUUGCUUCAAGAACCCGUGCGGGGUUUACGGUCAACGUUAUCGAUACACCGGGACUUGUGGAAGCCGGUUGCGUGAAUGACCAAGCGGUGGAUGCCAUCCGGAGAUUCAUCCUUGAUAAACCUGUGGAUGUGGUGCUUUACGUCGACCGUCUGGAUGGUUAUCGUGUAGAUUCGUUAGACCGACAGAUACCGAUCGUCUUGGUGGAGAACAGUGGGAGGUGUGCGACGAAUGACGAGGGGGAGAAGAUAUUGCCCAACAAGACAGUAUGGUUAACCAACCUAAUGCGAACUAUCGUGGAGGUGGUGACUGCGGAGAAGGCCGCAAAGUACACCAUUGAUGAGCGGAUGAUCAAGGGAACUGAUGGGAACUGGUGGCACAAAUUGAUAACAGUCCCUUUGUUCUUGUUUCAGCUGAAGGUUCUGUAUCCGUUGAUACGGGCGAGAAUAUUUGCGGAUAUUGAUGAGGGGACAGAGGAUGAAUGAGAGGGGCAGAUGGAAGGAGAAGUAGAGCUCUGCGACCGUAGAGAGAAGGUGGUGAUGGAUUAGCAGCAUGCAGUGAGUAGCUUUUACACACCGUUUUGAUAAUUCUUUUGGAUGCGUUGAUCGUAUCAAGCAAUCCUAAUCUUCAUUAGUGGAGGAGGAUUCUGCACUUGCUUUGUCUUAUCUCUCGCUGUUUUUUUCCCUCAUCGGAUCCGAAUGCAUGUAGAGAGGUUGUCUUGUUGUACAGUGGGCAUCAAUUUCAAUUUACCUCCUCCUCGCUACAAUUGGAAAGCUUUCUCCUUAUCGCUACUUCUUCUUCCUUUCUAUAAUCAAUACGUUACGACAUG
Molecule: messenger RNA, 1169 nt
Organism: Chara braunii
Lineage: Eukaryota; Viridiplantae; Streptophyta; Charophyceae; Charales; Characeae
Source: the annotation of a GenBank genome assembly